CCCUCCUGCAGUAACCACCAUGACUUCCAUCGGCACUGGCUACGAUCUCUCCGCAAGCACAUAUUCUCCAGACGGGCGUAUAUUCCAGGUCGAGUAUGCGAACAAAGCAGUCGAGAAUUCAGGGACUGCAAUAGGACUAAGAGUCAAGGACGGUGUUGUGCUGGCUGUAGAAAAGCUGGUACAUUCGAAACUUUUGAUACCGGAGGCAAACCGUCGAAUACAGGCUAUCGACAAACAUGUCGCUAUGGCUACUGCAGGACUCCUAGCCGACGGAAGACAAUUGGCGAACAGGGCCAGAGAUGAAUCUGCAAGUUAUCGUGAUAACUUCCGGGCUCCAGCACCGUUGAAAUAUCUUGCAGAUCGGUUAGGCUCAUACAUGCAAGUAUAUACCUUGUACUCUUCCGUUCGUCCAUUCGGGAUAAGCACAAUCGUUGGGGGUAUUGAUGAGAACGGACCAUCGUUAUAUGUCAUUGAGCCUAGUGGUGUCUUUUACGGAUACUACGGAGCUGCGGUUGGCAAAGGUCGCCAGCUCGCUAAGACUGAGCUGGAGAAGUUGAACCUCUCCGAACUUACAACGCGCCAAGCAGCAAUGGAGGCCGCCCGGAUUAUACAUCUCGUCCACGAUAAAGCAGAGAAACAUUUUGAGCUGGAGAUGUCAUGGAUCGGUGAUGAGACGAAUGGGCUUCAUCUCCCGGUCCCGAAAGAUCUAUUUGCCGAAGCAGACGCCAAAGCGAGGGCAGCGUUGGAGGAGGAUCUCGAGUAGCAAUCUGUUUACACUGUACAUUUCAAUUCUCCUUCAUGAUAAUUUCAUUCAACUAGACAAAG
Marasmius oreades (fairy-ring Marasmius) is the source of this 825-nucleotide messenger RNA. RefSeq lists its product as uncharacterized. Gene Ontology annotation, cellular component: proteasome core complex; proteasome core complex, alpha-subunit complex; nucleus. The transcript is spliced from 7 exons. The record is from RefSeq and is a predicted model, not a curated record. Bases 20 to 763 code for a protein of 247 amino acids. Gene Ontology annotation, biological process: ubiquitin-dependent protein catabolic process. NCBI's taxonomy places the organism in Eukaryota, Fungi, Basidiomycota, Agaricomycetes, Agaricales, Marasmiaceae.